Messenger RNA from Magnolia sinica, 2161 nucleotides. Its product is annotated as aspartate--tRNA ligase 2, cytoplasmic-like. Gene Ontology annotation, cellular component: aminoacyl-tRNA synthetase multienzyme complex; cytoplasm; cytosol. The transcript is spliced from 10 exons. Gene Ontology annotation, biological process: aspartyl-tRNA aminoacylation. Lineage: Eukaryota; Viridiplantae; Streptophyta; Magnoliopsida; Magnoliales; Magnoliaceae. The record is from RefSeq and is a predicted model, not a curated record. The coding region runs from base 176 to 1822 and encodes 548 amino acids. Gene Ontology annotation, molecular function: aspartate-tRNA ligase activity; ATP binding; RNA binding.
UUCGCAGGAAAUCCGCGUCCAGCGUCACGCGAGUUUCAAAUAACUCUGUUUCUUCUAUGCUAGGGUUUUAGUCUGACCAUCUCUUAAAACCUCCGUUUCACCUCAAAUCUUCUCCCAAACGUUUCAAAAUCAAGCAUUUCAGGAAAAAAAAGAAAAAGAAAAGAGAGGAAAGAAAAUGUCUUCCGAAAUUCCUCCCAACGACCGAAACGCUACCGAAACACCUCCAACACCAGAAGAGAGAGAAAAGCCUCUCAGCAAGAAAGCCGCGAAGAAGGAAGCAAUGAAAGCCGAGAAAGCCAUGAAGCGCCAGCAAGAAGCCGAUGCCGCCGCUGCUGCCGCGUCGGCUGCUGCAGAAACCGACCCUCUCUAUGAAAAUUACGGCGAUGCCCUUCUCAUCGAUCUCCAAUCGAAGGCCAUCAGCGGCCGUAAGUGGACGGAGAUUAAGUUGUUGAAUGACGGGUUGAAGGAUCAGCAGGUCCUGAUCAGAGGUCGGGCCCAGACGAUCCGUGCCGUUGGUAAGAACAUGGCGUUUCUGGUACUGAGGAGGGGAGGCUAUACCGUCCAGUGCAUUGUGACCGUUGCUCCGGAAUUGGUCAGCAGGCAGAUGGUGAAGUUCGCCACUGGGAUCAGCAAGGAAUCGAUUAUUGAUAUCGAAGGGAUCGUCACCGUUCCCCAAGUUCAGAUCAAAGGGGCCUCGCAGCAGGUGGAAGUGCAAGUUAGAAAAAUUUACUGUAUCAGUAAGGCUGUGCCUAAUCUGCCUAUUAAUAUUGAGGAUGCUUCUCGAAGUGAGAAGGAGAUUGAAGAUGCUAAGAAGGCUGGAGAACUGCUUGUCAGUGUUGGUCAGGACACACGUUUAAAUAAUAGAGUUCUUGACAUCCGCACACCUGCUAAUCAAGGGAUUUUUCGCAUACAAUGUCAAGUUGGAAAUAUAUUCAGGCACUUUUUGUUAUCUGAAGAUUUUGUUGAGAUCCAUACUCCAAAGUUGAUAGCAGGCGCAAGUGAAGGUGGUUCAGCUGUUUUCAAACUGGACUACAAAGGGCAGCCUGCUUGCCUAGCGCAGUCACCUCAGCUUCACAAGCAAAUAUCGAUUUGUGGUGAUUUUGGCCGUGUUUUUGAGAUCGGCCCUGUUUUCAGAGCGGAGGAUUCCUACACGCAUAGGCAUUUGUGUGAGUUUACUGGCCUUGAUGUUGAGAUGGAGAUCGAAGAGCACUAUUUUCAGGUCUUAGACAUUGUCGACCGUUUAUUCGUUACAAUGUUUGACAGUUUGAACGAGAAAUGCCAAAAGGAACUCGAUGCAAUUGGGAGGCAGUAUCCAUUUAAACCUUUGAAGUACUUGUCGAAGACUUUGCGACUCACUUUCCAAGAAGGGGUUCAAAUGCUUAAGGAAGCUGGUGUCGAAGUUGAUCCAAUGGGGGAUCUAAAUACAGAGUCGGAAAGAAAAUUGGGGCAGCUUGUUCUAGAGAAGUACAAUACCGAGUUCUAUAUACUUCACCGCUAUCCAUUGGCUGUCAGGCCAUUUUACACCAUGCCAUGUUAUGAUGACCCAGCUUACAGUAAUUCAUUUGAUGUCUUCAUUCGAGGUGAGGAGAUCAUUUCAGGAGCGCAACGUGUACAUGAUCCUGAGUUUUUGGCAACUCGUGCAGAGGCAUGUGGUAUUGAUUUAAAGACGAUAUCAACAUACAUUGAUUCUUUCCGAUAUGGUGCUCCUCCGCAUGGCGGAUUUGGUGUGGGUUUGGAGCGGGUUGUGAUGCUCUUCUGUGCUCUGAACAACAUCCGCAAAACAUCGUUAUUUCCGCGCGACCCACUCAGGCUUGCUCCCUAAUUUCAUUAUGCCUUUUGGGACCCCUUUGAUUUAGAUCGCCCUUUGAUUUCACAUGGAUUGAAUUUGCUAGUAGUUUCAAGUUCCAGGGCAUUUUUUUGGGUCCGAAGUAGAGGCUGAAAAUUAAAGAGGAAUGUACACUUUUACUUUCAUGGGUUUGUCAAAACAGGCCCUGAAACAUCUCGCUGUUACACAUGGUGUUUAUUUAGAUUGUUCGAGACAUUUGAGUUGGUGGAUGGGGCCUAGGCUAAUACAAGGAUUAUAUGAGCCAUCAGAUCAGUGGUCUGUAAAUCUUUUGGUUAACUGUCCACUGGUAUAGGUGAUCCCAUGCUUAUUUCUUGA